This is a messenger RNA of Parathielavia appendiculata, 330 nucleotides long. RefSeq lists its product as uncharacterized. The transcript is spliced from 2 exons. The record is from RefSeq and is a predicted model, not a curated record. Lineage: Eukaryota; Fungi; Ascomycota; Sordariomycetes; Sordariales; Chaetomiaceae. Bases 1 to 330 code for a protein of 109 amino acids.
AUGGCCGUCACCAACGCCGUCACCGACCUCGUCGCAUCCAUCGGCGAGCUGCUCUCGUCCAUCUUCGGCGCCGCCUACAGCAUCGUGCAUUCCUUCAUCACCGGCGUCCUCGGUUUGUUUGCCGGCUUCAUUUCCAUGAUCGGCGACCUCGUCAAGGGCGUGUUUGACCUGGUUGGCGGGAUGGGCAGGUUCGUUGCCGCCAACGCCGUCGUCAUCGCCCUCGUCGCCGCCGCGGGGUACGCAUACGUGCGCUUCGUCCAGCAGCCGCAGCAGCAAGGACGUAAGCCCAUCGGCGUCAACGGCGCUGGGAUUGGGAAGAAGACUAACUAA